AGGGCGGGGAGCGACCGCCGCCCGCGCAGGCAGGAGCCCGCCCCCAGGGCGGCGCUGGGCUCGCCCCGCCCGCCGCUGCUGCUCCUCCCCCGCUCUGCCCAGGCAGGAGCUCUGCGGCGCAGGGGACGGACGGCUCCGAGGAGGACACCAUGGCUCGCGUGCUCAGCCGGGACCCGGUGGACAUUGAGAACCUUCUGGCUUUAAAUCCCCGUAUGCAAACUCAUGCAACUCUAUGUUCAAGUGCAGCAAAGAAACAGGACAAGAAACACUGGAAAAGGAAUGCUGAUAAGAGCGGUUCAAACUGUGAGAUGCUGGAAAAUAAUUUUGAUGACAUCAAGCAUACGACUCUUAGUGAACGUGGGGCACUUCGAGAAGCAAUGAGGUGCUUAAAGUGUACAGAUGCCCCCUGUCAGAAGAGCUGCCCAACUAAUCUAGACAUCAAGACAUUUAUCACAAGUAUUGCAAACAAGAACUAUUAUGGAGCUGCCAAAAUGAUUCUUUCUGACAACCCACUGGGCCUGACAUGCGGAAUGGUAUGUCCAACCUCAGAUCUUUGUGUAGGUGGAUGCAAUUUAUAUGCUACGGAGGAGGGACCAAUUAAUAUUGGUGGAUUGCAGCAGUUUGCUACUGAGGUGUUCAAAGCUAUGAAUAUUCCUCAGAUUAGAAGCCCUUUCUUACCUCCCCCAGCAAAGAUACCUGAAGCCUACAAUGUGAAGUUAGCUCUCUUUGGUGCUGGGCCUGCAAGUAUAAGUUGUGCUUCUUUUUUGGCUCGAUUAGGUUACUCAGACAUCACCAUAUUUGAAAAACAGGAAUACAUUGGUGGCUUAAGUACAUCUGAAAUCCCUCAAUUCCGGUUGCCAUAUGAUGUAGUGAAUUUCGAAGCUGAGCUUAUGAAGGACCUUGGAGUGAAGAUAGUUUGUGGUAAAGGCCUUGGAAUAGAAGGAAUGACAAUUAACACCUUGAAGGAAGAUGGCUACAAAGCAGUCUUCAUUGGAAUAGGUUUACCAGAGCCAAACAAGGAUAGUAUAUUCCAAGGACUGAAAAUGGACCAAGGUUUCUACACAUCUAAAGACUUUCUACCACUGGUAGCAAUGGCAAGUAAACCAGGAAUGUGUGCCUGUCACUCUCCAUUGCCAUUGAUACAGGGAACUGUAAUUGUACUUGGAGCAGGAGACACUGCUUUUGAUUGUGCAACAUCUGCUUUACGCUGUGGAGCUCGCCGUGUAUUUGUGGUCUUCAGAAAGGGAUUCACUAAUAUCAGGGCUGUCCCCGAGGAGAUGGAACUUGCAAAAGAAGAAAAGUGUGAAUUUCUUCCUUUCCUCUCACCUCGGAAGCUUGUAGUGAAAGGUGGACGAAUUGUUGCUAUGGAAUUUGUUCGAACUGAGCAAGUUGAAGCUGGACACUGGAUUGAAGAUGAGGAUCAGAUUGUCCGUUUGAAAACAGAUGUGGUGAUCAGUGCCUUUGGUUCAGUUUUAGGUGACCCUAAAGUAAAAGAAGCCAUGAAUCCUAUCCAGUUUAAUAGAUGGGGUCUUCCUGAAAUGGAUCCAGAGACCAUGCAAACCAGUGAACCAUGGGUUUUUGCUGGUGGUGACAUUGGAGGUUUAGCUAACACUACAGUGGAAUCAGUGAACGACGGAAAACAAGCUUCCUGGUAUAUGCACAGAUACAUACAGUCUUUAUACGGUGCUGCAGUUUCUACUACUCCAGAAUUACCUCUCUUCUAUACUCCUGUUGAUUUGGUAGACAUCAGUGUUGAAGUGGCUGGACUGAAGUUUCCAAAUCCCUUCGGUCUUGCCAGUGCAACUCCAACUACUAGUUCCCCAAUGAUUCGAAGAGCAUUUGAAGCAGGAUGGGGAUUUGCUCUGACCAAAACAUUCUCCCUCGAUAAGGAUAUUGUAACCAAUGUUUCUCCAAGAAUUAUACGUGGAAUUACAUCAGGCCCCAUGUAUGGCCCAGGUCAAGGCUCUUUCCUAAAUAUCGAGCUUAUCAGCGAGAAAACUGCAGAAUAUUGGUGUAAAAGUGUCACUGAACUGAAGGCUGACUUUCCCAACCAGAUUGUAAUUGCCAGUAUCAUGUGCAGCUACAACAAGGAUGACUGGACUGAACUUUCAAAAAUGGCUGAGGCUUCCGGUGCAGAUGCCCUGGAGUUAAAUUUAUCCUGUCCUCAUGGCAUGGGGGAGAGAGGCAUGGGCCUGGCCUGUGGGCAGAAUCCAGAGCUAGUCCGAAACAUCUGUCGCUGGGUUAGACAAGCUGUUCAGAUUCCUUUCUUUGCAAAGCUGACCCCAAAUGUCACUGAUAUUGUGAAUAUUGCAGUGGCUGCCCAGGAAGGUGGUGCAGAUGGUGUGACAGCCACGAACACUGUGUCAGGACUGAUGGGACUGAAAGCAGACUGCAUACCUUGGCCUGCAGUUGGUGGAGAAAAGAAGACCACAUAUGGUGGCGUGUCUGGAAGUGCUAUUAGGCCCAUAGCCCUGCGAGCAGUAUCUGCUAUAGCUCAUGCUCUUCCAGGAUUUCCCAUCUUAGCAACUGGAGGAAUUGAUUCAGCUGAGAGUGGGCUGCAAUUUCUCCACAGUGGUGCUUCUGUUCUACAGGUGUGCAGUGCAGUACAGAAUCAAGAUUUCACUGUGAUUGAGGACUACUGCACAGGACUGAGAGCCCUACUUUAUCUGAAAAGCAUUGAGGAGCUUCAAGACUGGGAUGGACAGAGUCCUGCAACCAUGUGCCAUCAGAAAGGAAAGCCAGUACCCAAAAUUGCUGAUCUGAUUGGAAAGAAACUGCCUAGUUUUGGACCUUACCUUGAGCAGCGCAAAAGAUAAUAUCUGAGAACAAGAUUUAAACUGAAGCAGCAAACCACAACUGUUGUUACUGCCUGAGAGAAAAAGCAUUUUAUUCCCAAGAAGCCCAUUCCAGCAGUCAAGGAUGUAAUUGGAAAAGCACUGCAGUACAUUGGAACAUAUGGUGAGCUUAACAACACAGAUCAAGUUGUGGCUCUGAUUGACAAGGAAAUGUGCAUCAACUGUGGCAAAUGCUACAUGACCUGUAAUGAUUCUGGCUACCAGGCUAUACAGUUUGAUCCAGAAACCCACCUGCCCACUGUUACUGACAGUUGUACAGGCUGCAAUCUGUGUCUCAGUGUCUGCCCUAUUAUUGACUGCAUCAGAAUGGUUUCCAGGACAACACCUUAUGAACCAAAGAGAGGCCUGCCCUUAGCUGUGAACCCAGUGUGUUGAGGUGAUCAGUCCAGGAGUUAAUGUGAACUUUACAUUUCCUUGAUGCAGUAAAUUUGCUUUCCAAUUAGUACUUGAAAUUUUAACUGUAUUAAAACACAUAAUGUUGAUAGUCCUUAUAAUGAUGGCUAUUUUCUCCAGUGAUUAUUUUAAGGCAAACUAUUUUCUUAGGUUUCAGAGCAGCAGCAGUUAGUCAGUUAUUAACUGUCAGUUGUUCGUUAUGUAAAGCACAACUUUUUCUUUUGCAAAUUUCUGUAUCUGAUGUUUAACCUUUAUAGAGUUUCUAGUUUUAAACAUAAUUGAGCAUUUUUUAACUAACUGCAAUUCAACAUACAAGGAAACUGUUUCCAAGGAGACAUUUUGUAAUUAAACAUUACAUUUAAUUUUUAAGAAGUUUCUUUGAAAUUGUAAUUAGCUACAUACUAUGCAAACAAAGCAAUGCAGGGUGCUAUUUGUCUAUGAAAAGAAGUGAAAGGCGCUUUAAAAUAGCAUUUCAAUCUGGACUGAUCACUUUCAACUGCUACAGUGUACAGUAUAGUAUUUUCUUAAUGCUUCCUCAAUUCAACUUUACAUUAGACUCUUCUAAAAAUAAAUUUGCUAAUUAUUGACCUAUAUUGAACUCUUCACAUUUUUUACUUGAAUUGGUGUCUAGAUUUAGAUUUCCUCUAUUAAACAAUCACAGCACACUUCUUAAAAUUGUUUAAACUGUGUUAUUACAAAAUCCAGGUGUUACCUCAGGUUUUGAUUAUUAGCAACCUGUUUUCUGCAUAGACAUAUUCUAAAUAAAUAACUUUUUAAUUAUGCCAAUUAAUGCUUCAGCAGCUAUUGUUCAAAGAUUUAAUUACUUGAGAAUGGAAUAUGUUACCUCUCUGUGUCUCUCUAUGGCUACAUCUACACUAUGAGUUAGGGGUGUGAUUUCCAGCUCAAGUAAACAUAUUCGUGCUAGUUCCCAUCGACCUAGCACGAGCUGUGCCUCCGCUGUCUGUGCUACGGCAGCUACACUGCUAUUUAUACUCAUGCUAGCACGAGUACGUGUAUGCAAGCUGGGAAUCACACCUCUAGCUCAUACUGAAGAUGUAGCUUCUAUGGUACAUGUACUGGGUUAUUCCCCCCGCCAUUAUUCAUCCUUAGUGGUUAUGUUUGGCUACAGUAAUCUUACAGCCCAAACAAAAUAUAGAUUUGCCAGUAUUGCUAAAGAGCCUUAGCCUAUUUUUCAUUCUCACUAGGAGCUGUCUCAUACAAAUGUAUUGCUAUUUUCUUUACCCAUGUCUGCAAUAAAGCCAUACGUUCAUAAUAAUAAUGUAUCUGUUCAGUUAAUUAUGUGAACAGGAAAAUUCAUAACCUUUGAUUAUACCCAUUUCAGAAUUUUCUGUUCUUCUGUUUACAUAUGUAUUCCUAAUUAUAAAUAAACAGCAUUAAUCAACUUGG
This is a messenger RNA of Dermochelys coriacea (leatherback sea turtle), 4655 nucleotides long. RefSeq names its product dihydropyrimidine dehydrogenase (gene DPYD). Gene Ontology annotation, biological process: thymine catabolic process; uracil catabolic process. Bases 150 to 2816 code for a protein of 888 amino acids. The transcript has 23 exons. Lineage: Eukaryota; Metazoa; Chordata; Testudines; Dermochelyidae. Gene Ontology annotation, molecular function: uracil binding; dihydropyrimidine dehydrogenase (NADP+) activity; iron-sulfur cluster binding. The record is from RefSeq and is a predicted model, not a curated record. Gene Ontology annotation, cellular component: cytoplasm; cytosol.